Molecule: messenger RNA, 765 nt
Organism: Chenopodium quinoa (quinoa)
Lineage: Eukaryota; Viridiplantae; Streptophyta; Magnoliopsida; Caryophyllales; Amaranthaceae
Exons: 2
Coding region: 1-765 (254 amino acids)
Source: RefSeq, a predicted model, not a curated record
AUGAAAAGACAAUUCAGCAUCCCAGAUUUAUCUGAAAAGAAAUUUUUGGAAUGGAAAGUGGAUGCCAUGAUGAAUUUGAAAGCUCAAGGGUUGGAGCACACUGUUAAAGAUAAUAAAAGUCCCUCUGGUCAAGCAACUGAUGCUACCACUUCUGCAACGACGGUUGUAAAACCUGUAACUGAACAAGAAAAGGCAAAAGCGUUAGUGUUACUAAGGCAUCAUUUACAUGAAAGCCUUAAAACUGAGUACAUGAUGGAUUUCAAAUCUGUAAUUGAUUACAAUUCAGCUAUACAUGAGAUAGUAUCUAUACUGAGAUACUGUGAUCAUCCGGUCACCGAUGAACAGAUGAUUGAAAAAACAUUCACUACCUUUCAUGCAAGCAACAUACUGUUGCAAGAACAAUAUCAUGAAAGAGAUUUCAAAAAGUUUAAUGAAUUGAUGAGUGUAUUGGUUGUUGUUGAACAAAAUAAUAAUCUUUUGUUGAAAAAUCAUAAUCUUAGACCAACUGGGUCUUUGGACACUCAUGAGACAAAUGCCACAAAUUCUUAUCCACCCGAGGCAAAUGCUACACAAAGAGGUGGACGUGGUAGAAAUAAUUUUCAAAGAAACAGUAAUUUCAUAAAUUCUGAGAAACAGAAGGGACAAUCAUUUGGAAGCCACAAACAAACUCCUUUAAAAGGAAAAGACACAUGUUACAGAUGUGGCAUGACAUGGCAUUGGGGACGUACUUAUCGUACGGCUAAACAUUUGGUAGAUCUUUACUAG